Messenger RNA from Tripterygium wilfordii, 2493 nucleotides. RefSeq lists its product as uncharacterized. Gene Ontology annotation, molecular function: protein binding. Lineage: Eukaryota; Viridiplantae; Streptophyta; Magnoliopsida; Celastrales; Celastraceae. The record is from RefSeq and is a predicted model, not a curated record. The coding region runs from base 291 to 2456 and encodes 721 amino acids. The transcript is spliced from 8 exons.
UAUGAAAUAAUGGUCCAUUAAUUACUGAUGUGUUUUUACCACAAUCCCCAUUUUUUGUUGACAAAAGGGGAGAGAGGAGAUUCUGUAUUGAAUUUUAGUGGGUGUUUUUGUCCCUUAACAUUGAAUUCCAGCUGUGUAGUUUGUGCUUGUAGUUAGAUCUCUUGUGACAAGAACCCAUUAUGCCAAUUAACUCCAAGUUCAUAUGCAAGAUCUACUCUUAAUGCUUGUUCUUACCUACCAUGUGAAUCUUUGUUGCAGAACAAGUGUUGUCCUAAAACUUUGGAUAAAUUAUGGCAACAUCUGUAGCUCCAACCACGAUAGUGCAUGAGGUUCUCAGAAAGGAUAACUAUGCAAAUUGGAAAGUCUGCAUACAAAAUUAUCUACUAUCUCAAGAUCUAUGGGACAUUGUGGAAGACACCAAUGAACCUCCUAAGCCCGAAGACAAUGAAGAGGGUUAUAGGAGUUGGAGAAAGAAGAAUGCUGCAGCUUUACAUGCAAUUCAGAUCUCAUGCAGUCUGGAUAUAGUUUCACAAAUAAGGGAAAUUAACUCAGCUAAACUUGCGUGGGAUGCCUUAGCCAAUCUGAUUCAAGCACAAGCAAUGGGAGGAAAUCCACCCAGUGGAGUUCAUCCAGGAGCUGAGAACAGUUCAUUCCAACAAUUUGUGCCUCUACACAAGGCUAUAAAUAAAGGUGAUUGGAAUUCUGUGAAAGCCUUCCUUGAGGGUCACCCAAACGCAAAAAAUGCAAGAAUUUCAGCCAACGGCAUGACGGGUCUUCAUGUUGCAACUAUUGCUGGACAUGUGAAGAUUGCGGAGGAAUUAAUGAGGAUCAUGACUGUACAAGAUUUGGAAAUACAAGAUGUAUUUGGUGUCACCGUUCUUUGUGUUGCUGCUUAUAAUGGUAUGACAAAGAUCGCCCAGAGUAUGGUCAAGAAAAAUCACAACUUGGUUGGCAUUGCAAAUGGUGAUGGAUAUAUUCCAGUUGUAGCAGCAUGUGCUAGAGGCCAUAAAGAUAUGACUCAUUAUCUUUAUUCUGUCACUCCACUUGAAUUGCUAUUCCUAGAAAAUGGCGCUCAUGGAAUAGAUCUCCUUAAUUACACUAUUAUCUGCAAAAUGUUUGACAUUGCUUUGGAUCUGGUCCAGCGUUGCCCACGUUUGGCUACUGCUACAAGACGCCCCUCGCACAGUGCUGUAGUCACUUUAUCUCAUAUGUCCUCUGUAUUUUUCAGUAGCAGUCGUCUUUCAUUCUGGCAAAAAUGGAUUUACUUCUGUAUGCAGGUUCAACUACCUACUACAUCUAGUGUUCAUGUAUACAUUCGUCAAAACAGCCUAAGAGUCACAGAAAAGGAGGCUAGCAUUAGAAGUCGUGUGGUGAGUCUACUUCGAGGACUGGUUUCGAACUUUUUUGAAUUCUUCGGAAUCAAACAAGUGUAUGAUAUGAAGUUGAACCAUGUCCUUGCCCAUGAACUUGUACGCUGCAUUUGUCGAGAAAUGUCUUCAUUGGAUGGCAGAGAGAUCAUAGAUAGAGGAGUUUAUGCUGCAAUUUUCGAAUCUGUAAGGAAUGGGAUAACUGAGUUAGUUGUUGAGAUAGUUAGAGCUCAUCCUGAUCUCAUAUGGAGUAGGGCUAAGAAUUCAAGAGAUAUAUUUCAGUCCGCGGUAGAAUUUCGUCAAGAAAAGAUUUUUAGCCUUAUAUAUGGCCUUGAUGCAAGGAAGGUUCCACUAAUCACAAGCGUGGAUAGCCUCCACAAUAAUAUAUUACAUAUGGCGGGUCUGCUGGCACCUUCCUCUCAGCUCGCCCGCAUCUCAGGCGCAGCCCUACAGAUGCAAAGAGAAUUGUUAUGGUUUAAGGAGGUGGAGACCAUUGUGAGUCCAAUGUCCAAAGAAAUGACAAACCAAGAUGGAGAGACACCUUAUCAAGUGUUCACUAGAAACCACAAGGACUUGUUGAUUGAGGGGGAGAAAUGGAUGAAGGAUACUGCUACUUCUUCUACGGUUGUCGGUGCUCUUAUCAUUACCAUCAUGUUUGCGGCUGCAUUUACUGUCCCUGGUGGUAACAAUCAGGAUACAGGAUUCCCCAUCUUCCUUCACAACAAAUUUUUCAGGGUUUUUAUAAUAUCCGAUGCAAUUGCUCUCUUUGCUUCCUCAACGUCAGUGUUAAUGUUUCUCGGCAUACUCACAUCGCGCUAUGCAGAAGAAGAUUUCUUCAUUUCUUUGCCCAGGAAGUUGAUUAUCGGUCUUUCCACCCUCUUCUUAUCAAUUGCAGCCAUGGUAGUGGCCUUUUGUGCAUCUCUUUUUAUUAUGUUUGACAACCAAUUGCAGAUUGUGGUUCCAAUCACAUUGCUUGCUUGUGUUCCUGUUACCUUGUUUAUAUUGUUACAAUUCCCUCUCCUUGUUGAAAUUUUCAUUUCGACCUAUGGAUCGGGUAUCUUCGAUAGGAAAAUGAAACGUUGGUAUUGAACAUUUUAUGUUGAAAUGAAUUGCAAUUCCUCUCCCC